CCUGAUUCGGCAGGCUACGAUGGCGGUGACUGCUGCGAGUGCACAUGCGAGGCCCCACCUGCGGACGAUGACUGGGACGACGACUGGGAUGACGACUGGUACGGCGCCUGCGGCGACGGCUUCGCCUGCAUCGACCCGAGCGCCCCUUGCGUCAACGAUGACGACAUCACUGUCGAUGUCGACGAGAGCUGCGACGCUGUCGGUAUGGGCGACGGCUACUGUGACAUGGACAACAACAACGCAGCCUGCGCUUACGAUGGCGGCGACUGCUGCGAGUGCACCUGCGAGGACACGCCAAACAACAAGUGCGGUAGGUGGAGCGGCUUCGCCUGCAUCGACCCUGAAGCACCCUGCGUCGAUGACGAUUCAUUCACCGUGGAUAUGAUCGACAACUGCGACUACCCAGGGGGAAUCGGGGAUGGCUGGUGUGAUGAAGACAACAACAACGAGCUAUGCGCGUACGAUGGCGGCGACUGCUGCGAAUGCACUUGCGAGGGCAGCGAGGACGACGACUGGCACUGCCGCAACUUCGCCUGCGUCGACCCGAACGCUCCCUGUGUGGACGAUGACAGCGUCACCAUAGACAUGAUCGAAAACUGCAGCUGGUCGACAGGCAUCGGCGACGGAUACUGCAGCGAAAAUCUCAACACGCCGGAAUGCGCCUACGACGGGGGCGACUGCUGUUCUUGCACUUGUGAGAGUCCUUACGACGACGACUGGGGUUGCAUGUGGUUCGCUUGCAUCGACCCAGAGGCAGCCUGUGUUGACGACGAUGACAUCACCGUCGACAUGUUCGAGAACUGCGAAUACCCGGUGGACAUCGGAAACGGCUGGUGCGACGAAGCAAACAACAUCGAGGCGUGCGGCUACGAUGGAGGCGACUGCUGCGAGUGCACGUGCGAGUAUGAAUCUCCUUAUGAUUGGGAUGAUGAUUGGGACUACCACUGCAUGGAGUUUGCUUGCAUCGACCCCAGCGCGCCCUGUGUAGACGAUGACGACAUUACCGUCGACAUGGUCGAGAACUGUGGCUACGUCUCCGGGAUAGGCAACGGCUGGUGCGAUAGAAACAACAACAAGGAGGAAUGCGGCUACGACGGCGGCGACUGCUGCUCUUGCACAUGCGAGAGCCCGUAUGAUGACGACUACUCCUGCAGCAGCGAGUACGGCUCCUUCGACUGCAAAGACCCGAACGCCUCCUGCUUCGGCGAAGAACCUACUGGGAGCGAUGACUUCAGCACCGACGACCAGCCAAUGUCGUACGAAUUCGUCCCCUGGGAAGAGACAGAGGCCCUGCCGACGGUCGACGGUGCUGUUGAGGUGGGCACCAAGACCGAAGUCGGCGUAUCAUCUACCGCCCACGACGUGCGGCCCGGCAUGAGCAGCGGCGACGCUGGGUGCGGAGAGGUCGGCGGCCUUGGCUGCACGGCGACCAACACCCGUGACGGAAUUUUCUCCGAGAUCGAGUCGAGGUGGUCGUGCGCCACGAAGCUCGUGGAUGACGAAGGGCCGUGCCAGAUCGAGUUCACCUUUGCCGAACCCCAGACCAUUAUGGACAUUCAGGUUGCCUUCUGGAAGGGCAACGAGCGCACCCGUACCCUAGAGGUCCACAUCAACGGCGAGAUGACCCACACUCACGAGUCCUACGCCGAUGCCACCUUCAACACGCUCGGUGUGACGGCUACUGACGUCAGUACUGUGAUGCUCGAGUCCGUCGCUCUCCUCUCAGACGAAUGGAUCAGUCUCAUCGAGGUGCUCAUCUUCGUGACACCUUGAGUGAGUGGUGGAUACACGGGCCCAAGGCGAUUGAUUCCAACACGAACCAAGCUUCGCCCUCGACGUGCGUGGCACAACCUGUCGUUUGGAUGCUGACGAAAUUUCAUGGAACACUGUCGUCGAGAACGGGGUUUUGGGAACGAACGCGUAUCACGUAGGGACAUUGGGCCUGACACCCUCGCUGAUAGUCACCGCGUUUGCUAUCAAGCAUUUCUUCCUAUUUACGCCUGACUGUGAUAGUGACUGAUGGACAAGCGCGGCCUAGUUUCUUGUCUCUGGCCUCUGCGGGCGUGUGUGUUUCUUACCCGGAUGUUUCUUUUGUUUGCGUCCGUUUUAAGGUGUGUUUCUUCGUCACUCUUCCUGGAGGUUCAUGAAUAGCUGAGUAGAGAAUUGGCCGCAGAACGCUUGUGAUAUGCGGCCAGGGGUCGAUUGAUCAGUUCUAUUGGCAUACAGCCUGAUGUUGUUAUCUCUAGCUUGCAACGUAUUAAUAUUGUUCGUACUCGUGGCAUUCUGUCGCUACGCAUGAUCUGAGUGCCGGGUAUGUCUUGUAACCAUUGAGGACUUUUGUUUGGCUAACAAUGGCGUUUCUGGAAGGCCCUUUCCCCUUCCAGCAAAUGCUCUCUGUGCGUACUGCCGGUUCCGGGUGCACAUUUCAUUCUCUGCACGAGUUACUUAUUGUGCAGAAUUUUUCCCACCAUUAUUUGGGGUUUCUCUCUAGAGUUGGGCGAUCUCCGGUUGCUUCGAGGUAGAUUGCUCUAUUAGACGUUCGAGCGCGGUAGGUAGAAACGCGACCGUUCGCCCUUUGUGCAAGUUUGAUGCGAAAGGUAUUUAUUGGCAGUUGUAUGGGUUUCCUCGUUUCUUCGGCGGUAUUCUCUGCAGCCAAGUGCAUUGUUCCUGCGAUAUCGCAACCUCCUUGGUCGAUGCUAGAGGCCCAAGCAGCGGAGCAGGCAUCGCAUCGCCCGUCGGUAGAAGAAUGGUGUGGCGUCCUAAGGCAUGCGGGAGCAUGAACCCGAACGCC
Ectocarpus siliculosus is the source of this 2791-nucleotide messenger RNA. The record is from the annotation of a GenBank genome assembly. NCBI's taxonomy places the organism in Eukaryota, Phaeophyceae, Ectocarpales, Ectocarpaceae.